Messenger RNA from Penicillium atrosanguineum, 1614 nucleotides. RefSeq names its product scramblase family protein. Gene Ontology annotation, molecular function: phospholipid scramblase activity. The transcript has 3 exons. Gene Ontology annotation, cellular component: plasma membrane. The record is from RefSeq and is a predicted model, not a curated record. The coding region runs from base 1 to 1614 and encodes 537 amino acids. NCBI's taxonomy places the organism in Eukaryota, Fungi, Ascomycota, Eurotiomycetes, Eurotiales, Aspergillaceae. Gene Ontology annotation, biological process: plasma membrane phospholipid scrambling.
AUGUGGAUCACAAGGCUUCGACAGCCGUUGCUGUUGUCGCCGCGCGCGAUUUCGCUUCGUCGACCACUGUCGAGCCUCCGAAGCAGCAACAGCCAUCGCGGCCCGCGUAAUAGCAUAAGGCGGCCAGAGCGCAUUCAAUCAACACCAAAAGAAUCACAAACGCCACAGCAGCCCGAGUCUGGGAAUACCGAACCCCAAGAUGGACCCAACGAGAACUACGACCCUGCGCAAAACACUCUCCUCUCUCCCGUCCAUGUCCCUGAAGACCCAAAUGCUGUCCUCAAGGAGACCCAUCCUGCUAUCAGCAUCCUGGCGAACUCCGGGUUAGUGGUCCAGCGUCAGUUUGAGAUGAUGAAUGUGAUGAUUGGCUUCGAACAAGCGAACAAAUAUGUCAUCAUGGAUGCGAUGGGCAACCACAUUGGUUAUAUGGCAGAACAAGAGAAGGGAAUGGGCAAUGCGAUGGCGCGCCAGUGGUUCAAAACUCAUCGCAGCUUCGUGACGCAUGUGUUCGACCGAAACGAGAACGAGGUGCUUCGGUUCAAUCGCCCAUUCUCUUGGAUUAACACCCGAAUCCAAGUAUAUGACCCCAUCGAUCCUGCAACCAACAAUUACUCUUCCUCUACUUCCCAACACACCACCUUUCCCGGCUCUCUUGUUCAGACCGAUACUGCCACCCGCGUAUCACAACUUGGUUUCGACCAGAUGCGAAUUGUUGGCGAAGCUCAGUCGCAGUGGGCACCAUUGCGUCGCAAGUACAACCUCUUCACAUACCACCAGUCCCCAAACCCAGCAACAGAUAUGGGCUCGCAGAAGUUCGACCUUGGUAGCUCCGAUCUUUCCAAGGUGCAACAAACGCAACUAGCAGAAAUUUCCAAGCAAGGCCAGGGCGACUUCAACCAGUUUGCCUAUGUUGAUGAGCCCAUGCUAUCCUGGGACUUCUCUCUAGUUUCUGCUGAAAAUCGACUGAUCGGAUCAGUGAACCGCAACUUUGCAGGUUUCGCUCGAGAAAUCUUCACCGACACCGGUGUGUAUGCGCUGCGAAUGGAUUCGGCAGGACUUGGCCUCGUUCAAGCACCGAAUGAAGCUAACGCGCCAACUGGAAUGACUCUGGAUCAGCGUGCAGUGAUGCUAGCUACGGCAGUUAGCGUCGACUUUGACUACUUCAGCCGUCACAGCAGCUCCGGUGGCGGAUUUGGUUUUAUGCCCCUUUGGUUUCCUGGUAUGGGCGGAGGAGCUGCUGCUGGAGAGGCUGCAGGUGGUGCCGCAGCUGGUGGCGCUGCAGCUGGUGAAGCCGGUGCAAUAGGCGAGGCAGCUACUGGUGCGAUUGGAAGGGCCGGUGCUGCUGGUGGCAUAGCAGAUGGCAUGGCUGCUGGAGCUACGGGUGCUGGAGCUAUGGCUGGAUACGAGGCAAUGCAGAGAGGCAUGUCAGGCGACCAAAGCAACCAGUCAGCAUACCCAGACCAGCAACCCCUAGACCAGCAACCCCCAGAGCAGACAGGGCCAUACGGAGAUGCUUGGCCUCAAGAACAGCCCGAUGACGUCUGGGGUGAGGGGGAAGACCCUUGGAGCGAUGAUGGAGAUGGUGGAGGCGGGGAUGACUUUGACUUCUUCUAA